AUGACCUCCCAAUCCACGCGGAGAGAGCGAGCAUCUAGCGACAAAGCUCAGGCGGUACCCGUUCCUCAGCGACCGGGUCUUCCCAGUCGAACGAAUUCCGCCCCUGUUGGAGGACUGUACAGGCUUGAAUCGUCCCGAACGGCGAUGGAAUCGGGGAAUAAGGUCGACCGGACGCUUGUGGAGGAGGAUGAGGGCCCGCCAUCGGCCGGAGGGAAUGGGGUGCCAUCAUCCCGGGAUGCGACCACACCGAAGCCGAACUUCCCCCAUGUGAGCAUCGCCGUGGUUGGCCCUGACCAUGUUGGCAAGUCGACCUUUAUUGAAACCGCCCUGGAUAUGAAACACCCGCUGUCUUCCCGAUCGACGACGAAGAAAAUGUCUUUGGAUGGGACGGUGUACCUGGUCCGUCUGAUGGAGAUUGAUACAUUGGAAGUCUCGAUUGGGAGCAAUGGCGAGGUUAACUGGCCAUUGCUGGGUCACGACUCGCCCCCUACGGUGGAUGGAGUACUGGUUCUACACGACGUGACUCAACCUGCCAGUUUUCCCGAGAUUACUGGCCUACUAGAUUCCUUAACCGCCUCUGGCAUCCCCUUUACGCUGGUGGCCAGCAAAUGCGACAUCCAACCCCCUGAUAGCCCGGUGGAGCCGGUAUUGGGUGGCUAUGAAAUCCACCGAACCUCACCUGACUCCCCACGGUCGCAGAAGAUGUGCAUCGCCUUGGUUCUGCGUUCGGUGAUCAAUAGCAAAUAUGAUUUCAUCGAUUUCCCCUCCAACUCAGACGCCACCCCGGAUUGGCAUCACAGCCGUGCCAACUCAGAAACCCCCACAGCCGUGUUCACAGGAGCCGCAGGCGGCCCAAUUACAGGAGCGCUCGAUCCAGGAGUCGAUGGGUACGGUGUAGACCGUCAACCCACCGACCCGGCCCCCUCUGCCAACCUGGCUUCUAAUGGCCAGGCCUUCCGCUAUGCCCGGAGCAACUCGCAUCCGGUGCGUCCACACACGCCUCCCUCGGGGCCCCGGUUGGCUUCGCGCAAGCAAUCCGCGUCCGGGGAGUCAUCGCCCAGCAAGGAUCUUAACCGUCAACAUCGUCUUCAUACCGCCUGGCGCAACAGCGGCGGGUCCGAUGCUUUCAGCAACUUUCUCGAAAUGGGGGAGGAGUUUGAUGGGCCGCGCAGUGCCCCAUCCAGCCCCGGUAGCAAGGAUCAGACGCCUAGCGAGGGCUCAUCCCACGACACCGGCCUGACCUUUGACGAGCUGGUCGACCGACUGGUGGCGCAGCCCAUGUCGAAACAGGAUUCGAAAUUCGCUUCGAUUUUUCUCUGUCUUUAUCGCAAGUUCGCCGCCCCAUCGACUCUGUUAAACGCCCUAAUCAACCGGUUCGAACGGAAUGAGCUCGACAUCAUCGACCAACUCGAUCGCAUCGCAGUCCAGCUGAGGCUGCUCGGUGUCAUGGCACAGUGGGUUUCGGAGUAUCCAGGCGACUUGGCAUACCCGAAGACGCGCAAGCGGAUCACGGAUUUUGUGACGACGCUGGAGAAGAGCCACUUUUACAUGUUCGCUGCCAAGGAGGUGGGGUCGUAUCUCGAGGGCAACACCGACGACGAUAAUAUUGGAUGGCCAUACCGAGAUGGCGACGUGGAGGAAGUUGAUUCGGUCGACCCUCCGUUCCAGUUCUCCGGGCGGAGCUCCCCGUCAAUAUUCCUGGGGGCGCCACCGCUUGGCGACGAAGGCGAGGAGGAGGAAGAGGACCCCAUAUACAACAUGAGUGCGCUCGAUCUCAGCGAGGGUGCCGCCGAGCCGGCGUCCCGCUUGUCGGGGUCGAUGUCGAACUCGUUUACCUCUGACAAACCCGGCACCGUGGCCAGCCAGUCGUUCACGUUUUUGAAUAUCGAUUCAGCCCAGAGAGAGGCGCAGCAUUUGGACCUCACGCCCCGUGUUCCACUGACGAAGGUACAAUGGCGUCAGCUCAUGGAGAUUCCGGAUGAAGAUUUCGCGCGGGAAUUGACGCGCAUUGACUGGAUCAUGUUCAAUUCUUUCCGACCGCGCGACCUCGUGCGGCACGUCAGCAUCUCCGGGCUGGAGAAGGACAAGAUUCAGAGCUUGAAGCACGUCAACCGCAUGAUCAAGCAAUUCAACCAUGUGGCGUUCUUCGUGGCCAGUGUGAUUCUGCUUCGUGACAAGCCGAAGCACCGGGCUAAGGCCCUAGAAAAAUUCAUGAACAUUGCAUUAAAACUCCGUCGACUCAACAACUACAAUUCCCUUGGGGCCGUGAUUGCCGGUAUCAACGGAACUCCGGUGCACCGGCUGUCGCAGACGCGGGACCUGGUGCCAGUUCAAACGCAGAAGGAUUUCAUGAGGCUGGUCAUCCUCAUGGGGACGCAGAAGAGCCAUUUUGCGUAUCGCCUGGCAUGGGACAAUUCGUUUGCGGAGCGCAUCCCGUUCCUGCCGCUGCACCGACGUGAUCUGGUGUCAGCAGAGGAGGGCAACAAGACGUUUGUGGGCGACACCAAGACGCGCAUCAACUGGCGCAAGUUCGAGGUGAUGGGCGAGGUUGUGCUGGGGAUCCAGCGCAGCCAGAAGACGCCGUACCCGCACAUGGCCAAAUACGAGGAGGUAGAGCGAAUGAUUCUAGAGAUAAAGCUGUCGGGUGAUGACGAGGACUUGUAUUCGCGCAGUAUGCAAGUAGAACCGUCGGCUGGCGGCGACACCGGACGGAAAAAGUUCGGCUGGUUACGGUCCCAACCACCCAACACCUCCCACAACCCCAAAAUGUCCUCUACAGCAACAACCGCAAAAACAACCUACCGCUCUCUCCUCCGUGAACUCCCCCGCCGCACCCUCAAAGCCCCAACUCCCCUGCAAAACCGCAUCCGCGAACUCUACAACAACACCAACACCUCCUCCUCCACCUCCACCUCGGCUAUCAACGAAGACACAAAAGAAGCAACCUAUAGACGCCGCAUCGACGAAGCGAAGCAGUUCGCGACGUACGCGAAGGCGCAGCGCGUGUAUGCGGAACUCGUCGAGCGGUAUAAUCCGGGUAUGACGCUUGAUGAGGAGGAGAGGAUUCGGUUGACGGCUAGGAGGGUGGGGUUGGAUUUGCCGGUUGAGGUGGAGGAGAAGAAUUAG
Aspergillus ibericus CBS 121593 is the source of this 3126-nucleotide messenger RNA. RefSeq names its product putative Ras guanyl-nucleotide exchange factor RasGEF. The record is from RefSeq and is a predicted model, not a curated record. The transcript is spliced from 7 exons. NCBI's taxonomy places the organism in Eukaryota, Fungi, Ascomycota, Eurotiomycetes, Eurotiales, Aspergillaceae. Gene Ontology annotation, molecular function: guanyl-nucleotide exchange factor activity. Gene Ontology annotation, biological process: positive regulation of GTPase activity; Ras protein signal transduction. Bases 1 to 3126 code for a protein of 1041 amino acids. Gene Ontology annotation, cellular component: plasma membrane.